CUCAAAGACCUCUCAAACCCUACCUAGGAAAUCAUUUAGCCCUGCCAUUUCCUGUAAGCUCAAUUCUGCUACUUCUUCUGCUUCUCCUCCUACCCUUAUUAGAAACGAGCCUGUUUUUGCUGCACCAGCUCCUAUCAUUACUCCUGCAUUGUUGAGGGAGGAGAACCCUUGAGACCACCAUGGCUGCAAAAUUAAGAAAGUGUAUGAUGUUCUGUUGCAUGACCGAUACCUCUAGAGAAGGGAUGGGGAGCGAAUCAUACGAGGCAGCCAUUGCAGGACUAAAGAAGCUUCUCAGUGAGAAAGGAGACCUGGAAGCGGUGGCCACUGCAAAAAUUGAGCAAAUAACGGCGGAGCUGCAAACAGUGGAUAGUCCAGUGUUUAAUCCGGUGGAGAGGAUGAAAACCGGGUUCAUCCAUUUCAAGAAGGAGAAAUACGAGAAGAAUCCCGCGUUGUAUGGUGAACUGGCCAAGGGACAAAGCCCAAAGUUCAUGAUCUUUGCCUGCUCGGACUCCCGUGUGUGCCCUUCCCAUGUUCUUGAUUUCCAGCCUGGAGAGGCUUUUGUGGUCCGCAACGUCGCCAACAUGGUCCCCCCAUUCGACCAGACUAAAUACGCUGGCGUUGGAGCAGCCGUCGAGUAUGCUGUCCUGCAUCUCAAGGUAGAAAACAUCGUGGUCAUCGGACACAGCUGUUGUGGUGGGAUAAAGGGUCUCAUGUCUUUCCCUGACGACGGCCCCAGUUCUACUGAUUUCAUAGAAUCGUGGGUAAAAAUCUGCUCACCGGCCAAAGCGAAGGUGAAGUCAGAGAACGGCAGUCUGCCUCUCGUCGACUUAUGCACGCAAUGCGAAAAGGAAGCGGUGAACGUAUCACUGAGUAACCUUCUAACUUAUCCAUUCGUGAGAGACGGUUUGGUGAAGAAAACUUUGGCGUUGAAGGGAGGAUACUACGAUUUCGUGAAUGGAACUUUUGAGCUUUGGGGACUUGAAUUCGGCCUCUCACCCUCUCUCUCUGUAAGGGAUGUCGCUUCAGUACUGCAUUGGAAGCUCUAAUGGACAUGCUUUAUCACCCCUUUUGAGAGGUGGAAAGAGCCU
Messenger RNA from Telopea speciosissima, 1088 nucleotides. Its product is annotated as carbonic anhydrase 2-like. The record is from RefSeq and is a predicted model, not a curated record. Gene Ontology annotation, biological process: carbon utilization. Lineage: Eukaryota; Viridiplantae; Streptophyta; Magnoliopsida; Proteales; Proteaceae. The coding region runs from base 180 to 1046 and encodes 288 amino acids. The transcript is spliced from 11 exons. Gene Ontology annotation, molecular function: carbonate dehydratase activity; zinc ion binding.